Molecule: messenger RNA, 919 nt
Organism: Bombyx mandarina (wild silkworm)
Lineage: Eukaryota; Metazoa; Arthropoda; Insecta; Lepidoptera; Bombycidae
Gene: tej
Product: tejas
Biological process (GO): G protein-coupled receptor signaling pathway
Cellular component (GO): membrane
Molecular function (GO): histamine receptor activity
Source: RefSeq, a predicted model, not a curated record
AAUUAUUUAAAAGAAUACCAUAAAUGCAAUCAAUAGAUACACUAAUAUUGUAGCAAUUAUUGGAUUAUUUGAUGAAAAUCUACAUAAAAUUACAAUAUUCUUUCAGGCGAAAUCAACAGAAACAAUUAUGGAGGAGGAUCUUCAAAAAUUGAAGGGAGUCCUGCGGUCCCUUGUGGUGUCUAGUCCUACGCAAGUGGACCUACGCUCAUUAUUGAGGGACUACCGCAGUAUGAUGGGAGAGCACAUACCAAUAGCCAAAUAUGGAUAUCGAGAUCUACUCACUUUCCUCAAAGAACGCUGCAGUGACUGUUUCUUGUUUGGAGGAGUAUCAAGCAACCCUGUGCUCACUUUGAUAGUUCCUGACAAUCUCAAACACAUCGAUAAAUUUGUUAGGAAGCAAAAGGCUCCCACCAAUGUCAGAGUGAAAGGUAAAAGACAAAGUGUGCCAAUGAAUGACUUGAUAGUUAAUACAUUCAUCGCCAAAAAAGAAACAGAAAUGAAUCCAAACACUAAACCGAAAGCAGCCGCGACCAAAAAUGUGGAAAACACUGUAGAGAAAAAAAUGGUUGAACUGAAACUGACUGACAAUACUGACUCAGCGGACAGCACACCUCAGCACCGAGUCAGUACCCAAGACUCGACGAUUUGUUCUCAAGAUGCACUACGAAGUUUUAUGAGGAAGAGAAUACCGGCCUAUGACUGCGAAAGCAGUUGGGGUAACGAGAGUACUGGCAGGACCUCCUCGCAAGAUAACGAUUCCGGCAGACAGUCUUCUUCAAGUACGAGCAGUUCAAAGUUGGUUAAAUUGGAAAAUUUGAAGAGAGAAAUUUACGAUCUGGUAGCGGAACAUCCGGAGGGCAUCUGGUGCACGGACCUGAUAGGGUUGUACAGGUGCGACAUUUGGCAGCUGCUUGCAUAA